Messenger RNA from Ectocarpus siliculosus, 921 nucleotides. Lineage: Eukaryota; Phaeophyceae; Ectocarpales; Ectocarpaceae. The record is from the annotation of a GenBank genome assembly.
AUGGGGGCAGAGGUGGACAGCAAGAGGCCGCCGAGGAGAAAGGUGGGGGUGGAGGUGGAGGCGACGAGGACAUGGGAGGGGCAGGGGCGGCGGCGGACGCGCCGCGCUCCAUGCGCCCAAGGACGGCUCGAAGGUCGAGCACAGGUGCCCGAUGAAGCCCUGGCGGCCCCCAAGAAGGCCAGCAUCAACAUCAUCAUGGACGGAGACAGCGACCAGGAAAGCGACGAUGAGGACGUCGGCGACGCCGCUCGUGCGGCAGGAGCGGGGGCUGGAGAGCGACCGGGGGGGGGCGCCGCGGGUGCGAAGGGAGACGGGGUGGGCCACACGGCAAUGGUAGCGGACAUCCUGAAGGAGAAGGAGAAGGCGGAGAUGCGAGCCAAGGAGGCUGACGCGGAGUCUAAGGGAAGAGGGGACGGCCAGGAGGCGAAGGGGUCUGCAGAAGGAGGAGGCGGUGGGAUCAGAAUGGGCCGCCUCGGGGGUGUCGGACGGCGUAACUCCGGGAGCUUGUCGUCAACGGCUGCGACUGCUGCGACUGCUGCGGGCGGGGGGUCCAAGCUCGCUGGCGGGGGUGGCGGUGGUAGUGGGUACGGAGACGCGGAUGUUGCCAAGUUGAAGGACGCCAUACAGACGCUCUGCCAGAGCACCCACCCACUCGGCAAGUGCAUGGACUUCGUCCACGAGGACCUGUCCCUCAUGUCUCAGGAGAUGGAUCGCUGGAGAGCUCUGCACAAGGUCAAGGCGGAUGCUCUUGAGUCCGAACGCGCAGCAACGGAGGCGUUCCUGCAGCCCUUGCAGUCACAGCUCAGAGAUCUCGAGGAUCAGUUGAAGGAGUCGUCGAUGAAGAUCGAUGGAGUGAAGGCGGGAAUCUCGGUCAACGACAAGAAGAUCAACAGCUUGCUCAAGAUGAUGGUCACCUCUUAA